Molecule: messenger RNA, 1347 nt
Organism: Miscanthus lutarioriparius
Lineage: Eukaryota; Viridiplantae; Streptophyta; Magnoliopsida; Poales; Poaceae
Source: the annotation of a GenBank genome assembly
AUGCCGCCGGCGCAGGCGCCCUCCGGCGGCGGCGCCGCGUGGCGCCAGCUACUCCUGCUCCUGACAGUCCUCCUGCUCACGCUCGCUGCGCUGGCUUUCGUGCUCCAGUGGCGCGGCGGCGGCGGCGUCGAUGACCCGACCACGCGCUGGCCCUCCCACGCCUUCCCCGGCAUGGCCGAGCCCACCCCACCGUCCCUCCCCUCGUCCGACUGCACCGAUGUGCUCGUGGGAUCCUCCGCCCCCUCCUUCCCCUACCUCCGCGGCUGGUCCUUCCCCUCCGACUCGGGCGCUGCCAUCCAGACCAUGGCUUCUGUGGAGGAACAUCUCCAGCCCACACCUCUGCGGGGCUUGAGCAGUUCCUGCCCUGGCUCUUCUAUCACAAGGUCGUCGGCGUCGCGCAGUUCCUGCUCUUCGUGGAGGGGAAGGCGGUCAAAGGAGUCCUCGAGUCAAUUCCUGUGGGUGGCAGAAUUCUCUGGGGUAAAAGUGGUGUACAGAACCAAGGAUCUUGAGGAGCGGCAGGCACGGAGUCGAAUCUGGAACGAGACUUGGCUUUCAGGAUUUUUCUACAAACCUUGCAACUAUGAACUCUUUGUGAAGCAAUCACUCAACAUGGAGAUGGCUAUUGUAAUGGCUCGGGAUGGUGGCAUGAAUUGGAUCAUACAUCUAGACACUGAUGAGUUACUCUAUCCUGGUGGAGCUGCUGAGUAUUCUGUUAGACGUUUGUUAGCUGAGGUCCCUCGUGAUGUUGACAUGGGUAUUUUUCCAAACUAUGAAAGCAGUGUUGAGCGCGACAAUAUAAAAGAUCCAUUCAGCGAAGUAUCUAUGUUCAAGAAGAAUUAUGAUCAUCUCCCUAAAGAUACUUACUUUGGCAUGUAUAAGGAAGCGACGCGUGGAAAUCCUAAUUAUUUUCUCACUUAUGGUAAUGGAAAAUCUGCUGCACGAAUUCAAGACCAUCUCCGCCCUAAUGGUGCACACAGGUGGCAUAAUUAUGUAAAGAGCCCAAAUGAGAUCAAGUUGGAGGAGGCUGCAGUUCUGCACUAUACAUACACUAAAUUUUCAGAUUUGACAUCUAGACGCGAUCGCUGUGGAUGCAAGCCUACAAAAGAAGAUGUUAAGAGAUGUUUCAUGUUGGAUUUUGACAGAGCGGUAUGGUCUGUCUACCUAUACUAUACUAGUACAGCCAUCAUUUGGUACAAUGAACGUGUCAUUGGAAGCUGGCCAACCUGCUGUGAAUGCCAAACUCUCAAUGCUGUGAGGGACGGGGACAUUGAUGAAGAAGAAAACCAAUGCGCAGAGCCAAAAUGUUACCACACCUGGGGACUUGACAAGAGUGGUUGGAGCUACUGA